Messenger RNA from Gastrolobium bilobum, 873 nucleotides. RefSeq lists its product as uncharacterized. Bases 1 to 873 code for a protein of 290 amino acids. The record is from RefSeq and is a predicted model, not a curated record. Lineage: Eukaryota; Viridiplantae; Streptophyta; Magnoliopsida; Fabales; Fabaceae. The transcript has a single exon.
AUGGCCGAGAAGGACCUAGAAACCCGGCUCAAUCAUACCAAGUUCCUCAUGCAGAGAACCCUGGUAAACCAGGGGCACCAGGUCACUGAUGGCCAGGAUGCACAAAAUCAUCAAGCACAUGCUGACGGUCAGGAGGACCGGGUUAGAGCUCAGUAUCAACAGGAUAUUCAAAACAUCCGAGGACGCGUAGAACCUGGUGGAUAUAGGAGGAAGUACAGCAGGGGGCAGUAUAAUAAUAGCCCAUUCACUACUGAAAUAUUAAAUGUUGUCUUCCCAGAGGACUUCGACUCGGCACGUUUACUGAAAUAUGAUCGGAGCCAAGAUCCUCAGGUGCACAUAGAUGCCUUUGACACGGACAUGUAUAUUCGGGGAAUUGAUGAACCUCUCAUAUCCCGGAUAUUCGCUGUAACAUUGACGGGGGCGGCACAGGCAUGGUUUUCAACCUUGCCUGCUAAUUCCAUCGGAUCCUUUGAGGAGUUCGGACAGAAGUUCCUGUUGAACUUUGCAACCAGCAAGAAGCAUCCAAAGUCCGAGUUCGCUCUAGGAAAGAUACGACAGCAACCUGGAGAAACCCUCCAAAGAUACCUUAACCGGUUCAAGGACGCUGCACUGCAGGUCCCAGGGUUGCAGGAGAAUGUCCACGUCCAUCUCAUUGUCGCAGGUCUGGAUGGUGGAUCCAGACUCGCCAAGUCGGUCUAUAAGGACCCAGUAAAGACAUUGGAGGAGUUUAGAACUCGCUCGAAGAAAUACCUUGAACUAGAGCAAAUGGAGAUUGCAAAUGCGCAAUCUGAUGAAGUCAACAGAACAAGCCCGAGAAGGAGGAGUCCACCCCCGAAGGGAAAAGAACGACUUGACAGUAAGAAGAAGGAUUAG